CCCCAGUGACGUCAUCAGAGGCGGACUCUGUCCCUCCAGCUCCAGAGUUGGGCUAGCUCUGACAAUGGCAGCUUGGGCUAAGGGGGUUCGGGCGGUGCUCCUGGAUGUCAGUGGGGUGCUGUAUGACAGCGGCGGACCGGCAGGGGGAGCUGCCAUCCCAGGCUCCAUAGAGGCAGUGAGCAGGAUAAGGGGAUCUGGGUUGAAGCUGCGUUUCUGCACCAACGAGUCACAGGCUACACGCGAUCACUUUGUCCGGAAGCUGCAAAGAGUUGGCUUUAGUAUAUCUGAAGAAGAAGUAACCGCACCAGGUCCUGCAGCCAAAAAACUGCUAAAAGAUCGUGGUUUGCGCCCUCACUUAUUAGUACAUGAUGAUCUGCUGCCUGAGUUUGACUCAACUGAUAAGUCUGACCCAAACUGUGUCGUUAUUGGAGACGCCGCUGAAAACUUCUCCUAUCAAAACGUGAACCAUGCAUUUCAGGUUCUACUGAACAUGGAUAAACCGAUCCUUAUUUCACUAGGAAAGGGGCGUUAUUAUAAGGAAACUGAUGGCUUGAAGUUGGAUGUAGGAGCAUAUAUGAAAGCACUGGAGUAUGCCUGCGAUAUAACCGCUGAGGUUGUGGGAAAGCCAUCACCAAAUUUUUUCAUGUCAGCCUUAGCAGAAAUGGGUGUAAAGCCAGAAGAGGCUCUCAUGAUUGGGGAUGAUCUAAUUAAUGACAUUGGAGGAGCCCAAUCCUGUGGGAUCAAAGCUGUUCUCGUCAGAACUGGGAAGUACAGACCUACCGAUGAACACCAUCCUGAUGUGACAGCUGAUGGAUAUGUGGACAAUUUAGCUCAAGCAGUGGACAUUCUCCUUUCAUCCAAAGGAUCUCAAUAGUGACAAUGAUCAAUUUGUAUUUUUAGAGUACAAGCCCAUCGGUUUAUUCUAAGGACAAUAAGAGUCUAAAGAAGUCUUUGUGAUUCAUUUCAGGAUUAUGUUUGAAGGUUGAUGAAUUAAUUGUGGACUGUCAAAGUGAACCUUUUGAUUUGACAGCAAUUGGCAUUCUAAAAAGCAUUUAUGAAACUUAAUACAGCUUGAGAUUUCUCCCCCAAACAUAUACUAUAGUUAAGAUGGAGAAUUUUUCCAAAUUUGCUAUUUUGGUCUAAAUUUAGCAAUUCACAUAUUAGUAAAUAAACCUUUUUGAUAUCUCAGGUGAGUUGUAGGGCAAAAUUGAAACUAAUCAUAUUGUAUAAGUAUAAAACUACUGAUUGCAGAUGGCAGUGAAUCCAGGAAUCUGUUGUAGACUAUCUUUGAUAUAUUCCAUUAUGAUCUUCUGUGAUUAGACUUUAAGAGAUAUAUAGAUACAUUAAGUAAAUGUUAUUUACAAAUAAUCGUUGUUAAUAUGACUGCAGCAAUAGGAAGACUUUAAAUACGCUGUAGCCUAUUGGAAAGUAAUCAGAAAUUAUCCUUAUUUUUUAAGUAAUUUGGGAUGCUC
This is a messenger RNA of Pelobates fuscus (common spadefoot toad), 1472 nucleotides long. It is a transcript of the gene LHPP, whose product is annotated as phospholysine phosphohistidine inorganic pyrophosphate phosphatase. The transcript is spliced from 7 exons. Gene Ontology annotation, cellular component: cytosol. Lineage: Eukaryota; Metazoa; Chordata; Amphibia; Anura; Pelobatidae. The record is from RefSeq and is a predicted model, not a curated record. Gene Ontology annotation, biological process: dephosphorylation. Gene Ontology annotation, molecular function: phosphatase activity; inorganic diphosphate phosphatase activity. The coding region runs from base 65 to 874 and encodes 269 amino acids.